AUGGCAACUAUUUACGGUAACGAAACGGAUUCUUUUAUUCCAUGGAUUAGUAUAAAUUCCUCUCAAAAUACUCAGGAAACUACAAACACCUCUCUUACUUCCUCUGAUGUCGAGGAGAUCGAUAAAUAUCGCAAGUAUUGGUGGAAAACUGGUAAACUGCAUUCGAAGGCCAGGUGGGAAGAAGCAAAGUUGCCAUGCGAGAUUGUGACUGAUGUUUCCUAUGAUACGUAUGUUGAACAAACGGAUAAGCACAAUAUCCGUGGUUGGUGGGAAUGGGAAGAUGGAACUGUCCGUGUAAUUGAAAUUCCUUCAAUAUUUCACGAAAACUGUGAGCGUGCGAUUUCCCGGGAAAUUACUGAACAGACAGGAGGUGUGAAGAGUACUUAUGCAGACAUUCUUAAUUAUGGAUCAUCUUCAACAAAAUCGCGUGGAUCAGGCAAAGACCCGGACGCUUCUUUUCGACCUAAGGCAAAACCACGAGUUAAUAGAGACGGAUCUGACGGAAGAAAUCAGCCAUGGCCAAAUCUAGUAGUGGAGAUUGCAUACUCACAAUCUGUAGCAGAUAUCAAACAUAAAGUUGAAGAUUACUGGCUCAGAACUGGUCGAGCUCAUGACGUUAUCAUGAUUAAAAUAGAGCCACCAAUUGCACCAACUAUGAUUCCAGUAUUUAUGACUGCCUGGCAUUACUGCAUUAAUAACCGAACAGCUGCAGGAGCAUUAAAUCCUAUAAUGUAUGACUUCUCAACAACCGAUGAUCAAGGAAAUCCCACCAAUCUUCAACUUGGGCAAAGAGUUAUUAAUCUUCGACUAGCAUGCCUUUAUCACAAUGUGCCAGAUAAUGUUUUGAAUCCGCCACCUCCUCAACCUAACCUUGUUGCAAAUUUACCUAACCCAAUUACUAUUGAUUUAUAUCACGUUCAGCUUGCCAUUUUAGAUUGCAAUAUCUAG
Molecule: messenger RNA, 948 nt
Organism: Funneliformis geosporum
Lineage: Eukaryota; Fungi; Glomeromycota; Glomeromycetes; Glomerales; Glomeraceae
Source: the annotation of a GenBank genome assembly